GUGGCCCGACGCACGCCCCGCGGCCGUCACGUGACCGGGGGCGUGCUGCAGCCGCCGGGGCAGACCCGGCGAGAGGCGCGGCGGGAGCGGCGGUGAUGGACGGGUCCGGGGAGCAGCCCAGAGACGGGGGGCCCACCAGCUCUGAGCAGAUCAUGAAGACAGGGGCCCUUUUGCUAAAGGGUUUCAUCCAGGAUCAAGCGGAGCACAUGGGGGAAGAGACCUCGCGGCUGCCCCUGGGGCCCAGGGUGCCCCAGGACGCAUCCACCAAGAAGCUCAGCGAGUGUCUCAAGCGCAUAGGGGACGAGCUGGACAGUAACAUGGAGCUGCAGAGGAUGAUCGCGGCUGUGGACACAGACUCGCCCCGGGAGGUCUUUUUCCGAGUGGCGGCCGAGAUGUUCUCUGACGGCAACUUCAACUGGGGCCGGGUGGUGGCCCUCUUCUACUUUGCCAGCAAACUGGUGCUCAAGGCCCUGUGCACCAAAGUGCCCGAGCUGAUCAAGACCAUCGUGGGCUGGACCAUGGACUUCCUUCGAGAGCGGCUGCUGGGCUGGAUCCAGGACCAGGGCGGCUGGGACGGCCUCCUCUCCUACUUCGGGACCCCCACGUGGCAGACGGUGACCAUCUUCGUGGCCGGCGUGCUCACCGCCUCCCUCACCAUCUGGAAGACGAUGGGCUGAGCCCGGCCGCCCUGGACUGUGACUUUUCCGAAUAAAUUAUGGCAUUUUUCUGGGGGAGGGUGGGGAUUGGGGUCAGGGGCCUUUUUCUUACUUUUGUAAUUAUUGGGGGUUGGGUGGGGGGAGUGGUUUCGGGGGGGCAAUAAACCUCUUUCGGGCCACA
Pipistrellus kuhlii (Kuhl's pipistrelle) is the source of this 837-nucleotide messenger RNA. It is a transcript of the gene BAX, whose product is annotated as BCL2 associated X, apoptosis regulator. The transcript has 6 exons. Gene Ontology annotation, molecular function: protein homodimerization activity; protein heterodimerization activity; channel activity. Gene Ontology annotation, cellular component: mitochondrial outer membrane. The record is from RefSeq and is a predicted model, not a curated record. Lineage: Eukaryota; Metazoa; Chordata; Mammalia; Chiroptera; Vespertilionidae. Gene Ontology annotation, biological process: release of cytochrome c from mitochondria; mitochondrial fusion; intrinsic apoptotic signaling pathway in response to DNA damage. Bases 96 to 677 code for a protein of 193 amino acids.